Molecule: messenger RNA, 2204 nt
Organism: Centrocercus urophasianus (Greater sage-grouse)
Lineage: Eukaryota; Metazoa; Chordata; Aves; Galliformes; Phasianidae
Gene: CUNH21orf58
Product: chromosome unknown C21orf58 homolog
Exons: 7
Coding region: 555-1331 (258 amino acids)
Source: RefSeq, a predicted model, not a curated record
AUGAUUGUUUAAUGUACAAUUAAAAUUUAAAAUAGGCUUUCCAAAGUGGAGUAGUUUGUCUUAGAUGUGGCAGUAAUUUGAGGACAAAGCUUUCACUAGUAGGGAAGUAGGUAGAACUCAGGAGCCAAAAGUGUGCUUGUGCUAAGGAAAAGCUCUUCAAUUCAUAGAUCAGGUGGGCACAAAGUCCAUCUGGUCCCUAAAGAUCAGAAAGUUGAACAUAACAGCAUGACUGUUUGGGAAAGAGACUGGCCCAAGCGAGCCAGAGAGAGUGGCUGGGUUCAACCAAAUGUCCAGGUCCAUCAAGCAAGCUUAUAAAACUAAGGAAGGUCCAAAGCCAAGAUAGAAGGCAUCUGCAAGUUGGAAUCAGAGCUCCUGAAACCCAUGGCUAGUCAUAAGCUUGGCACUGCAUGAACUGGAGACCAGUAUUUAUUCGGUAUAGCUUAGACAGGAUCUGAAGACCUAGAGCUGAGAUUCUAAGGACACCCCAGCAUGUGGGCAGAAGAUGUGAAUGGAAGUUCCAGAGACUAGAAAAUGAACAGAAGAACCUAGAGAAGAUGGAGUCACCUCUUCCUACAGCAAGCAACAGACGUGAGGAUAUGCUUCAAAGUGCUUUGAAGAAAAGGAAAAAUCUCCUGCAGGAGCUUAAGGAGCAGCACCUUCUGGAGGAGCUGUUACAGCCUUCUGCACCAGCUGGGGGACAGUAUAGGAACUACAGUGCUGGUCUCCCACGCAUCUACCAGAUACCUUUUCCAGCAUCUCGAGCUGAAACACCAAGGAUUAUCCAACAGGCGGUAAGGAUCGUCGCUCCUAGGAAACACUGGACAAAUCCUGCACUGACUUCUCCAUUUUCUUUUCUUAUCCAGAUGCCUCCUCAGCCUGCCAUGAUCAUCCAGCAGCUCCCACAGCCACCCCCACUGAUAGCACAGAUCCCCACUGCCCAACCCUUUGCACAUCCUCGCUCUGGAAGCAUUAAAGAAGAUAUGGUGGAGAUGAUGCUGAUGCAGAAUGCACAGAUGCAUCAGAUCAUCAUGCAGAACAUGAUGCUGAAGUCUCUCCCACCGAUGACAUUUGCACAGCCUGCCAGACCCAGCUACCCACUGCUUCAGCACACACAGCAGGACCUGCAGCUCACUGCUCCUGUGGCUGUGAAAGCAGAUCGUCCCUGGCUGUCUGCAGUGCAUCACCACCACCACUACUCUCCCCCAGGGCUGGCCCUCCGUGCCAUGCCUGCUGGGCUCCCAGUGCCAGGUGAGGGACUGCCGCCUGCAUCCUCAUCCCAGCGUUGGACCAGCAGCGUGCUCCCAGCUAUGCAGAUGUGGCCCACCUACUGACAGCAUGUGUUCCUCUGAAGGUGGACAAUUGCAUCGCUGAGUUCAACCUGCUUUUGAGCUGUUCCUAAAUAAUCUGAUGGUCUGUGCAUCUGCAAAUCAUCCAUACAGUAAAUGAGCAUAGAAAGACUGGAGAUCGACAGAACAAAUGUACCACAUGCCUGUAGUCUUCUCACCCCUUUCUGCCAGUGCAGCUGCUUCCUCUCAUAUGCCAAACCCAGAGCAACAGCAGCACCUCUCUUUUGCCUCUUUCGAAAGAACCAAGACAUCUUGUCCCAAAGAGCCUCACAGUGGCACUGGGACGUGAAAUAAAUAUAACACUAGUAUUGUCUAAACUAUUGCAAAUGAGUAUGGCUCACCUUCAGGACUGAGUCCCUUCCAUGUGUACUUUGGAGAAAUGCUCCUUUGCAGCCUUCACGGGGGCUAAUGCAGACUAACCCAGACUUCAUGAAUGGAGCUCAGUUGCCAAAACUCAUCAACCAAAGUGUUCCUCCUGUAUUGGGCUUGCAUGGCAAGGUUUUGGUAGCAGGAGGGCUGUAGAGUGAUCUUUGAGAAGAGCCCAAGAGCAUGUCAUUUUUUGGUAAAAGGCAGCACUCUGCCCUAAUUGCUUUACAUGGGCUGACAGGGAUUGUAGUAUUUGAAUAAAUAAUUUUCAGUAGGGAAAAGAAGAAAAAAAGUAGCUCCUGCAGUCAUCGCAUGUGAUCAUCUCAGUGGAACAUCACUACCCUAAUAUCUGCAAUAUUCUGCCCCAGAAAGUCUCUCUCAGUCUCUUCUGAGCCUCAUAUUCAUGAUGCUACCCAAGUUUUUCUUUUCAAAGAGCUGUUGGAGGGUGGCUUCAGCAGCCUGAACUUGUGUAUAUUUCUGUAUUUCUCAAUC